Pseudovirgaria hyperparasitica is the source of this 1692-nucleotide messenger RNA. Its product is annotated as laccase-1. The transcript is spliced from 7 exons. Lineage: Eukaryota; Fungi; Ascomycota; Dothideomycetes; Acrospermales; Acrospermaceae. Bases 1 to 1692 code for a protein of 563 amino acids. Gene Ontology annotation, molecular function: copper ion binding; oxidoreductase activity. The record is from RefSeq and is a predicted model, not a curated record.
AUGCUUCCUCUCUAUCUUUUCUCGGCAUUUGCUGCUCUCGUGGCCGCAGUUCCGGCUUCUUCUGAGCGUCGGCAGGACGCUGGUCCUUGCAGUGGAAAUACUGCAGACGACCGAUCAGUCUGGUGCGACUACGACAUAAGUACGGACUACUAUGAUACUGUGCCAGACACCGGAGUAACUCGCGAGUACUGGCUCGAAAUCACCAACACAACCCUCGGCCCAGAUGGUGUCGAGCGUGUCGUUCUGAGUGUGAACAACACAAGCCCUGGGCCGCUUAUCUGGGCCGACUGGGGUGACACUGUUGUCGUUCAUGUCUCCAACAGCCUCUCGAUCAACGGAUCAAGCAUACACUGGCAUGGUAUCAGACAGAACUAUACCGUUCAGAAUGACGGUGUACCUUCUAUCACUCAAUGCCCCACGGUUCCUGGUGAAACAUACACCUAUACAUGGCGAGCAACCGCGUACGGAUCAUCAUGGUAUCAUAGCCACUACGCCCUCCAGGCUUGGGAAGGUGUUUUUGGUCCCGUUCUCAUCAACGGUCCUGCUACUGCAAACUACGAUGUCGACGCCGGCUCGAUUACCCUCAGCGACUGGAGCCACCAGACGGCGGAUGCUCUGUACUCUUAUGCUCAGACUGUUGGACCGCCAACUUUGAGUACAGGACUUAUCAAUGGUACAAAUUCGUACAAUAACAGCGGGACUACGGUUGGCUCUCGCUUUGAGAUGAACUUUGAGGCUGGGACCAGCUACAAACUUCGCCUGGUCAAUGUUGCCAUCGACACCUACUUCAAAUUUAGCAUUGACAACCACACGCUGACUGUCAUUGCCGCUGAUUUCGUCCCUAUCGUACCAUAUACUACUGAUGUCUUGAGCAUAGCCAUGGGACAAAGAUAUGAAGUGAUCGUCACAGCCGAUCAGGGCGCAGAAGGAGACUACUGGAUGCGUGCAACCAUGAUGACUGCGUGCUCGGAGAACGACAACCCUGAUGACACCAAGGGCAUAAUCCGCUACGACUCCUCCAGCACAGCCGACCCUACGACUACCGGCUACGACUACGUCGACGAGUGCGUUGACGAAGCCAUCUCCAACUUAGUUCCCUAUGUGUCUCGUAGCGUCGACACAGGUGAUAGCUCCACUCUCCCCGUCACAGUCGCCAAGAACACCGACGGCUGGUUCAAGUGGUCGCUCGGGACGACUUCCAUGGUCGUCGAAUGGGGCGACCCAACACUCCUCCAGAUCCAGACCGACUCAGCAGCGACGUUUGAGGCCAACGAUGCCGUCCAAUCUCUCGACACUGCAAACUCCUGGGUGUACUAUGUCAUCUCAACCACCCUUCCCGUCCCCCAUCCCAUCCAUCUCCACGGCCACGACUUCUACGUUCUCGCCCAAGCUGCCUCCGCGACGUACAGCUCCUCCGUCGCGCUGAACCUCAGCAACCCGCCGCGUCGCGACACCGUCAAUUUGCCUGCGUCAGGCUAUGUAGUCAUAGCCUUCUACACCGACAACCCGGGCGCUUGGCUCAUGCAUUGCCACAUCGGCUGGCACACGGAAGAAGGACUCGCGGUACAGUUUGUGGAGAGGCAGUCUGAGAUUCCCGGUCUGCUUGACAAUACGACGUUGACGGAGACGUGUGAUGCUUGGAAUGCAUUUCAGACGUCAAUUGGGCUUGUGGAGGAGGAUUCGGGGAUUUGA